UGGACACUUAGUCCAAACUGUCUUCCUUUUCCAAGAACAAUAUGAACAGCACUAGGGAAUGCAGAGUAUAGAUGUAAAGAACGCUGAGUGAAGCACUUCCUCCAAGCAUCUGUGCUGUGUUUCAGUUCAUCUGGACGGUUGGGAUUUUAUGCUAUCAGAAAGAUUGGAAUUAAUUUGCAUACAAUUGAAUAUGUAAACUAUUAAAGUGUAACCGAUUUUCAACCUUCUUUGUAUUGUUGUCAGUAUGUAUAUAUAAAUGAACAAUGUUUACUCGUUCUCCGUGUUACCUGAACCGAGAAAUUGACAUUUACAUUUAAUUGACGGUUCAAAACUCAAGAGCUUUCGUGAAAACUACAGAUUAUACUUCCGCAUUUUUGUAUCCCCGCCCACGGACAGUCGGAUUGACAGAACAGUUAUUGUAAGGGUAACCGGGACGGGGGAAAGCUUUAAAAUACCUUCCCCUGCUCCUGAUUGGUUCUCUAUACCAUGAGCUCUGGCUCCGCCCAGGAUGUGGCGGUGGAGAAUUUCCUGCGUGACAUAGAGAGGCGGGGCCAGUGGCUGCACUGCGCUGUUAUUGGCUGUGAGGAGGAGCAUCCCCGUGGCAACAUGAACCUGUUGUACCGCAAAAGUCGACUGGACUGGAGACACAGAGAUCAGGAGGGCAAGAAAAGCUCCAGCUAUAAAGAUGCCUCCUCUGCAACAGUCGGGAAGGUUCGGGAUCUGGCGUCAUUUCGGCGCCAUUUCCGAAUGGGAUUUAUGACGAUGCCAGCGUCCCAGGACCUGUCGCCUCACUCUUGUGCUGCUGCCAUGGCACCACGCUCUCAAUCCUGUCAUGCUGUGGGCACCGGUGAGGGAGAGGAGCUUGAGAAUGGAUAUUAUCCAGACUCAGACCCUCAAAACCAGUCGAAUUCAUCCCGCUGUCCCCCAACCAAGCCUAAACGCCACCCCAAUACUCGUCUCAGUUCUACGGGCCACCAGGAGCACCCUUCCCGUGGGGUCCACGCACCACCUGACACUCCGCCACCUCCACCUCCCAAUCACCCACCCAAACACCCAGAGAAGCGGAAUGCAAUGAAAAAAUCUGAUUCAGGUGAAAUGUCAGGACGAAAGGUCCCUCCGUUGAAGCCCAAACGGAGUCCAAGCACACAGCUCUCCUUUGACCCCCCGCCUCCUCGGGUCCCAGCCCCAACCACACCCCUUCCCUUCCAGAGCUCUGAGCCCUCUCCACGGGGCGAGGGUGGAGAUGACGAGCCGGUUUACAUUGAGAUGGUGGGCCAGGUCUUCACCCGAGAGACUCACAACGCCCCGACUCCUCACCCACUCACGCCCUCUGCCACCACGCCUGAUUCUGACUCAGACCAAGGAGAGGCCAUUUACGAAGAGAUGAAGUACCCCUUACCAGACGACAAAACUCGAGAAGCCCACCGCCGCUUGCCACUCAAACAUGAGCGGAUGAAGUCCUCUAAAGCAUACCACUCCACCAUCUCGGCCUCCACCUCUUCCUCGCUUCCACGCCCCUCUUCCUCUUCUCCAGCCUGCACCUCUUCCAAGCCUAAAGCUACCGUCUCAAUCUCUCACUCCUCUCCUCUGCCUUCGUCCUGCUCCUCUGCAUCCUCCACUCCCGUACCUCAAGCCCUCUCCUCAUCACCACACCCUCCCCGUGCUCCCACACCCUUCUUGCUGCCAGGGUCCAAGUCUGAACAUGAGCCCAGCUCCAGUAAGAUCCCAGCACCCUUCCCUAACUUACUUCAACACAAGCCUCCUCUCCUAGCUUUUCCCCAGCCGGCCGCUGCCUCCAGUGGGAUAGGGGCUCAACAUAAGACCAGCUCGGCUAAGAUCAGCGUGCAAUCAGCCUCCAGCCUGCCAGCAUCUACCAGCACCUCCUCCAGCACAAGCUUCACCAGCACUUCCAAAGAUUCCACUGGAGUUGAGAAAGAACGAGAGAAGGAGAGGAGGGAAGGACAGCUGGGACCCACACCGGGACUCAGAGCCCGCAGUCAUUCUACUCCUCUUCCUCCUUCAUCGAAGUCCUCCUCUCCAUAUUCCCACCAUCAUCAUCAUCACCACCCUCACCACAGGCCUUCCCACUAUCACCAUUACCGCAAGCCUGAGAAAGAGAUGUCGUUAGUGGGCAAGGGAUCAGGACAGUCCUCCACCCAGACGCAAACGCAGCCUAAGGAGGGCAAGUCUGUCAGCUUCCUGCUCAAGUCUGAAAAAUCUGAGAGGGAAAGGGACCGAGAGAGGGAUCGUGAUCGAGAGAGAGAUCGUGAUCGAGAGAGAGACCUGAGCAGCACACCAUCUUCCAGUCAUUCUGAGACCCCCUCCUCAAACACAUACACACACACUUCUCAAACCGGCACUAGCACCACUCCAACGUCGAGUCAACCGUCAUUGUCCACAGCCGCCACGCCACCUUCCUCCUCUUCUUCCUCCACUCAGCGCCCUCCAUCUCGCUCUCACAUGCACCGGUCACACACCCCGCACUUGUCCCAUGGUCUUCCUGCUUACAAACCUCCCCCCUCUGACAGCCCCCUGCUUUGGACCUACCCCUCGGUUGGCUUCCGCCGACCGCCUGCCUAUGAUAGCUUGCGCGGGGGCUUGCAGUUGCCAUCCUUGCACACAGACCCCACUAAAACUGGAUCUGCAGCCCAGGCAUUGCAGGCCAAGGCCGGGUUCAUUCCCUGGGAGAGCGCAGCUGCCUUGGGGCUCACAGAAGAACAAGCUUACUGGCCCAUGCACCGAAAAUUAUCAUUCAGUCAUGGGAGCCGAGACACUGAGAAGGAAGAUGGAGGUGUGUGGAAUGGCAGUGCUGAUGCUCUAUUGAGGAGAGAGAGGGAUGACCUAGCAGCCAUGCGGUGUGGCGGACACUCUGGAAUACCUGUGCGGGCAACAGGGAGACACAGCGAGAGCUUGGCUGGGGCGGAUGGACCACCAGGGUUGAGAGGACUGAUACGAGCGGGCCUGCCCUUACCCUGCCAAACCUUCCCAGCAUGCCGCAAUGGAGAGUUGGGUCGCCUUGGCAGGUCUUCCUCCACUUCAGGAGUGAGACAAGCAGGGGGUGACGUUCAAAGGCAGAGCAGCCUGCCGGCCAGAGAAGUACUCAACCAGUUCCACUCUCUCUCGCAGGUUCAGUGUCAGGCUCCCUGCAGUCCGUCUGUGAGCCGGCAGCAGCAGUACCAGCAGCAGGUCCAGCUCCAGUUCCAGCAGCUGGCUCAGCUCGCCGCGCAGGCCCAGGCUCACAUCGGCACCUCCGCAGCCCCGGCCCAGCGAGACGGCAAGCUCCUGGAGGUGAUCGAGAGAAAGCGCUGCCUGUGUAAGGAGAUUAAGGCUCAUCGCCGGCCGGAUAAGAGCUUAUGUAAGCAGGACAGUAUGCCUAUUUUACCCAGCUGGAGGAGAACGCCGGAGCCCCGCAAGACUGGAACGCCGCCCUGCCAGAGGACGCAGGCUGUGGUGUGGGACACGGCUAUCUGACCAAGGUAGAGAGAGGAGAAAGGGUAGGGAAUAUGAAAGUCAUGACCGAUAGAGACAGGGGAAGUGGAAAUCCUUUCUUUUUUGUUUCUUUUUGGUGUAAAAAGACAAAAUGGGAAUUUCGCGAGAAAUGAGAGAAGUGGCCUUUGAGUGAAGAGAUUAAAAUAAAACUGGAAAAACAAAGUGAGAGCAUUUUGACAAGAGAGAAUAGCAUGAUUUAGAUUAAAUCUCUCUGUAGAAGCAGGAGAAAACAUGUGUUCACACAGUGUUUAUGUGCCAUAUAGAUGCAGCAGCCAACACACACACAUUGGAGUCUGAGCUCUCUUUGAGCUGCUGCAAAUUUAACCUGUGCUGCUGAGUUUACAACCCUUUUUGAAACGCACUGGAAACCUUUGGAGCAUCGCAACGUUCGUACUCUAAAUAUAAUCCAUCAGCGAGGAGAAUAGACAUGCUUUUUCCUCCAAGGAUUGAAGAAAUGAUCAAAACUUGAUGCGUUAAGAAUGAAGAGACGCUGAAAGAUCAUAGUGGGGCUUUUCCUCAUAUCAUAAACUCUCUGUGAUUUUGGACUUGUGUGUUUUUACUGACCAGAUUUACUCAGAUAUGCUGCUGUUUCCUGGGCAUCCACUACACUGAUGUUUUUUUACAUUCCAGAAGAGUGUGUGUGUGUGUGUGUGUGUGUGUGUGCGUGUGUGUCAUGGUGAACUUUGAAGAUGUAUCUUUGCAUCAGAGGUGUGUGAGGUUGGAUGUAGACCAG
Rhinichthys klamathensis goyatoka is the source of this 4222-nucleotide messenger RNA. RefSeq names its product neuronal tyrosine-phosphorylated phosphoinositide-3-kinase adapter 1. The transcript has 7 exons. Gene Ontology annotation, biological process: neuron projection morphogenesis; phosphatidylinositol 3-kinase/protein kinase B signal transduction. Lineage: Eukaryota; Metazoa; Chordata; Actinopteri; Cypriniformes; Leuciscidae. The record is from RefSeq and is a predicted model, not a curated record. Bases 487 to 3471 code for a protein of 994 amino acids.